Mycetomoellerius zeteki is the source of this 3836-nucleotide messenger RNA. RefSeq names its product sperm flagellar protein 2. The record is from RefSeq and is a predicted model, not a curated record. NCBI's taxonomy places the organism in Eukaryota, Metazoa, Arthropoda, Insecta, Hymenoptera, Formicidae. Bases 96 to 3755 code for a protein of 1219 amino acids. The transcript is spliced from 9 exons.
CAAGUAGCAAUGUCUGGAUCACGUCGCCAACGUCGAAAGCAUAACUUUUGCUCCCAAGACGUUCGAAAUUCUACGAACUCGCUAAAUUCCUACAAAUGGCCGAUGCGUUGAAGGCAUGGCUGCGUACAAGACUAGGUGCGAUCAUGGAUCUCACGCCGAAGACGUUUGGUCGGUACACGAGAGACGGCACACUACUGGCCCAGAUUCUACAUAGCUACGAUAUAAUCAAUAGCGAUCAACUAAGCACCAUUCUUUCUACACGAGAUCCUGCCUUGUCCAGGGUGAACCUUAGAACCUUACGAAUCUGGCUGAAGCUUAUCAAUGUUAUGCUGAGCGAUGAGUGCAUUGAGGAUAUCUCUAAAGGUAAAGGUGCUGCGUCUCUCCAGCUGUUCUACAAGGUUUAUUUGAGCCUUGAGGGCAAAGAUCGACUGCAUUUUAUCGCUCUUCAGAAAGAGCAAAAAUACAUGCAUAGUAGAUUCGACGUCUCCAAAGUGUCUGAAGAUCUAGCCUCUUAUUUACCAUCUGAACAUCCUCUAUCAGCACCAUUGAUCGAGGCAGCCGAUACUGUCCUCUGGCACAGAAAUAAGUUUUGGGCAAUCACGAAAGCCUGUAGACGAGAACGAGAGCGAUUUGAGGCUCUCAUGGAGUAUCCAGUGAUACAGCCGAUCGAGCACUUUGUCCCAGAAGAAUUGCUAGACAAAAAACAGAAAGAGAGCGAAAUACUGGACGAAUUCACUCGCAAGCAUCCAGCUUGUAAGACGAAGAAAAGAUACCAAGUCGAGUGUUGUCCCUCGAAGAGAACCUUGGAUGUGUCCUGCAUCGAGGAUCCCACAGCUGCUGCGGAAUAUAUCGACUUCCUGAAGAAGCGUAGCAAGAAAACGGCUAAAUGUCACGAAUUAAAGCUGAAAACACAAACAACAAUGAUGGCAGAGGCUUGGGAACGAUUACUGAGGAAACAAGACAGAUCCUUCGACGAGGCUCUUGGAAGACGAGUACUGGAUCAGUCGCGUUAUGAGAAACAGAUAUUGAGGAAGCUAUGUGAAGUGCGAGACUUAAGAAAUAGAAUUGUGGAAACUCGUAGGAUAGUUGAUACAAUGUUGCUGAAGGCUAGAGAGAACGAAUUGCGAUUCAACCAAUAUCGUCAUGAAGAAACAAUAAAGGAAAAGAGAGAAGAGGUGGAACUGGAGGCCUGUAGAAUGCGCGAACUGCAUAAAAAAAUUCGCGAAGGAAAGGUACGCAGGAUGAAAGAAAAACAUCAUGGUAUCUGUUCAGAAAUUAUAAACGAUCUCAUAGAUAUCGCGGUGAAAAUUUCUGAUUAUCGUCAGGUAAAUGGUAAUCAUAUCCCAAAUUCUAUUUGGAACGAAUGGAGAAUGUUAUUUCUGAAGAGCCAACCAAUAUUCGAACAUACGGAUUACUUUGAUGAAGAAGCAGAAAAUACAGAAGAAACAAAAAAUGAAAAAGAGAUAAAAACGAAUGAAGAUGAAGAGGAAAAAGCUUCACCCUGGGAUCAAUUUGUGCCGAAGAGAGAAAAGGAAGUUGAAGAAGUUUACAGAUUAGGUUGUGUUGUGCUUGGUUACAUCGUUCAUCGCUUAUUGGAGAUCUUAUAUCCUUAUCCGGCCAAAAUAAUGGAUUGUCCUGUGCCUAGAGUCAAGGUUGCAGCCAUUAUUUUGGGUGUAACAAAUGCAACCUUACACAAACAGUUACGAGAGUUGCUGAAGAAUACCGGAAUUCGUUUGCUGACGAUGGAAGAUGCGAUCAAUCAUUGUCUAGAGAGUUACAAGCGGGAGAUGGUCGAUGUGGAGUACAUCGAUCUCAACAUCAUCUCGACGACGGCGAAAGACAUCAAGAGAUUGGAAGCUAAGAGUAAGGCUGACUCAAGGGAGCUUCACUCAAAGAAGAUUGAACGAUCAGCGAAGUCGACACCGUUCCACCAGAACGUGGCUGAGGAAAAACAAACGCAAACGCCUAGACAGAUACCUUAUGACGAUAUGGACCCGAUUUUAAGCGAUACCGCAUACAUAGUCGAGGAAUGGCGGUAUGUCGUUUUGUUCGAGAUCGAGCGUAUAUAUCAGAGAUUGGAUGUGCUGAAUGCGGCUGCUCGAUCAGACGUGACUUUUCUUUUGGAUACUAUGAGACAGACCUUCCAUCGCAUUCAUGAUCAUAUUGUCGAAAGAUAUAAACGUGAAAUCGAAAGUAUCGAUGAAAUGGCGAACGUUUUUUGCUUUGCCAUCGAAGAAGAAAGACCGAUUCAGCAAGAACUACUAUUAGAUGGCGAUCGAUUUGUCGUGAGACCAAACAUUGUAAGUAAAGAUCACGAACAAUUCGAUGUCCCGAUCAGAGAAGCGCCUUCACCUCUACGAUUUCGAAUGGUUCAACUUGGUCGAUUGAUAGACAUUUUCCAACGAAUCGCUCCGCAUGGAAUCGUCAGUGAACGCGUCCUAGUUUACAUUCUCCAGGACUUGGUAUCCUGCGGCGAAGAGGAUUGUUACCCGCCCUUCGUGCCAUGCGCCUGGCGACAAUUGCGACCCCCAGAUAUCGAAAUAUUGGUCGAACGAUUGUUCGGCUCCACCGAAUAUAUCGAAUGGCGAGAAUUUGUCGUGUAUGCAAUGGAUCUGCCUGUGCCAUCGAUUCAGGAGAUUCUGAAAGCACGAGCAGCCUUCAAGAUGCACGAUCCCGAAUCGAAAGAGGUGGUCACAUGCGAACAAUUCCAUUUGAUACCCUUGUGGUUUCUCGAAAUUUCCACCCUUUACAGGAGUUUCUUGGAUGAAAAACUUGAUGACAGCAAUUCCGAUACAUUAAAGAACAUAAUGUUGCGCAAAGAAGCACAAUUAGGCGAGCGUUUUUCGAGUUUGGGGAACAAUUUCAUCGAAAGGAACGAGGAUGAUUCCGGCGCAAUAUUGAGGCUGAUGCUGGCAAAGGAACUUCUCUGCCGCAUGUAUCUAGUAAACCGAGACUCGGUUCAUUAUACCGCCAUGCUGCUAGCCUUCUGCAAGAACGAGAAUCCUAGCGAAGGUCUGGGAAAAGCGUUCUCCCUUGCCAUGGGUGCUAGAGUUUGUACCGAUACAGUAGAAGGUGAGAAAUACGUCGAAGAGCUUGCCAAGCAGAAGCGCCGUGUUAAGGAGUUGAAAUUGAGUCGAGAUUAUCUUCGAGAGGAGGCUAACGAGGUAGUGCGAGAAAUUGUGAAUUAUAUAAUAAACAAAACGACAGAGAUUGUUGCUUUGUUGGAGAAAUCCCGCGAUCAUGACUUAAGUCCGAAACGCCAGGUAAUGAUCCAACAGUUGAAUGGACAGGUCGAGGUAAAUCCGGCUGAGCUUUUGCCACCAGAAGUGAUAGCAGAGCACCUAGUUGUAGAAAAUCUAUCAGCGAUCAGUGACGAAUACGAACACAAGCACACUCUCUUGCCAAUCGAGGAUGAAACGCUCGAAGAUCAUGAAAAGAUACAGCAGGAUGAAAGAGUGAUCUUUUGGCUGCCGCGGGAUGUUUGCCUGACAGUUUUAUCCACUUGUCUACCGUGGUUUGCGUCGCAAGCAGAUCUCUUUCAUACCACUUUGAGUCUUUGCGAAGGAAUAGCACGCGUAUAUGACGAGUUAAAAGACAAGGAGUUGAAUGACGAAAAAGACCUCGUUUUAGCUCACCGUCUGGUGAACCACAGCUUCAUCUGCGAAUUACUCCGCGCUUCUUCCAAGUUUAUCUCGAAAAACAUGGCAGAUCUGCUCCGCAGUAUCUUGAAGAAUAAGGAUGACCAAAUGAUGUAACCAUAAAAAUUUACGCAGAGUUGUGCCGUAUUUCAACAAGAUUACAUUUACAUCAAAUUUUUAUAUAUUGUUUACGUUAAG